Molecule: messenger RNA, 2098 nt
Organism: Chelonia mydas (Green sea turtle)
Lineage: Eukaryota; Metazoa; Chordata; Testudines; Cheloniidae
Gene: CDK5RAP3
Product: CDK5 regulatory subunit associated protein 3
Exons: 13
Coding region: 111-1826 (571 amino acids)
Biological process (GO): regulation of mitotic cell cycle; regulation of cyclin-dependent protein serine/threonine kinase activity
Cellular component (GO): endomembrane system
Source: RefSeq, a predicted model, not a curated record
GCGGCGCCGUCCCGGGGCGCUGCCCGGUGAUUGGCUGGGGCGGAGGGGGCGGAGUUUCCAAAAAUCGGACGGGGACAGGGUCGAGCGGAAGGGAGCGAGGCCGGAGGGGCAUGCAGGACUAUCAGAAUUUGCCGAUUGACAUCCAGACAAGCAAGCUGCUAGACUGGCUGGUGGACAGGAGACACUGCAACCUGAAAUGGCAGAGCCACGUGCUGACUAUCCGGGAGAAGAUCAACGUGGCCAUUCAGGACAUGCCAGAGAGCGAGGAGAUCAAGCAGCUGCUCUCGGGAUCCUAUAUUCACUAUUUUCACUGCCUGAGGAUUGUGGAAAUUCUUAAAGGGACCGAGGCCUCCACUAAAAACAUCUUUGGUCGCUACUCUUCCCAGCGUAUGAAGGACUGGCAGGAGAUCCUGUCCCUGUAUGAAAAGGAAAACACCUACCUAGUGGAACUCGCCAGCCUGCUCCUGCGCAGCGUCAGCUACGAGAUCCCGUCCCUGAAGAAGCAGAUCAGCAAGUGCCAGCAGCUGCAGCAGGAGUACAGCCGCAAGGAGGAGGAGUGCCAGCUGGGGGCCGCCGAGAUGCGGGAGCGCUUCUACGCCUCCUGCAAGCAGUAUGGCAUCACUGGCGAUAACGUGCGGCGGGAGCUGCUGGCCUUGGUGAAGGACCUGCCGGCGCUGCUGACUGAGAUCGGGGCCGGGGCCCGGGUGCUCUCGGAAGCCAUCGAUUCAUACCAGGCCUGUGUGCAGUUCGUGUGUGAGAGCUCCCCGGAGCAGGUGGUGCCCCUGCUGCGGCACGUGCAGGAGCGCGGGAACACGACCGUCUAUGAGUGGAGGAAGGGGGUGGAGCCCACCACGGUGGAGCGCCCACGGGCGGAGGAGGUGCCCGAGAAGCAGGACGAGGAGGCGAUCGACUGGGGGGACUUAGGGGUGGAGUCCACACCGGCCCCCGUGGGGGUUGAUUACAGCAUCUCCGGUGAAGACGGAACCCAGGCCGAGGAGGUGGACUGGGGGAUCUCACUGGAACCUGACCCACAGGGAGCCGGCACUGACGGGAUAGACUGGGGAGACGGGAGUGGCGGUGACCCGGUGCAGAUCACGGUGCUGGAGGCUGGCAUCCAGGUCCCAGAUGGAGUCGCCCGAGGGCCUGAUGCUCUGACCCUCCUGGAGAACCCGGAGACCCGGAGCCAGUUCAUCGACGAGCUGAUGGAGCUAGAGACCUUCCUGUCCCAGCGCAUCGUGGAAAUGAGCGAAGAGGCCGACGUGGUGUCAGUGAGCCAGUUCCAGCUGGCCCCCCCCAUCCUGCAGGGCCAGACCGCAGAGAAGGUGGGCGCCAUGGCGGCGGCUGUCCGGGAGCUGAUUGGCCGGCUGAUCAACCUGCGGAUGCAGCACCUCUUCCUGAUCCUGGCCUCCCCGAGGUGCGUGGGGGCCCCCUCCUCUCUCCCAGCCUGCGCUGUAGGGGGGCGAGCCCGUUCUUUCCUGUGGGGAUGGGGAGGUUUGUCCUCAAGGGAGGGGACGCUAGGGUCGGGGGGACAGAGUGAAGCUAGCUCUGGGGUAGCCUUUGCACAGGCAGCCCCUUGGGGCGGGGGGACAGUGGUCUUGGUGGCAUUGAAGGGGAGGGUGUUGAUGGCGCACCUGGGUCUCGUGGGGCAGGUAUGUGGACCGUGUGAGCGAGCUCCUGCGCCAGAAGCUGAAGCAGGCGGAGCUGCUGGUGCUGAAGAAGGAGCUCACGGCGCAGAAGAGGCAGGAGGCGCUGGAGGAGCAGGGUGCCCUCGAGCCCAAGCUCGACCUGCUGGUGCACAAAACCAAGGAGCUGCAGAAACUGAUUGAAGCAGACAUUUCCAAACGGUACAGCGGGCGCCCUGUGAAUCUGAUGGGCACCUCCCUGUGACCCCCCCACGGUGACGCAGCCCCCUACGGAGCCGGGGUCCCCCGAAGGGGCCGGACAGGGGAGGCUUCCCCAGGGCUCUGCUAAUCAGGACUUGCUCAUGUCGUAAGGAGCAGACGUGUACAGGGGAAAGGCUGCUAACUGCGGCUUUUGCCAUUUUCGGGGACUCCAGGCAGCCAGGAGGGAAUUGUUCAAUAAAGCGGGGGAAGCUCCA